This is a messenger RNA of Heterostelium album PN500, 315 nucleotides long. RefSeq lists its product as uncharacterized. The coding region runs from base 1 to 315 and encodes 104 amino acids. The transcript is spliced from 2 exons. Lineage: Eukaryota; Evosea; Eumycetozoa; Acytosteliales; Acytosteliaceae. The record is from RefSeq and is a predicted model, not a curated record.
AUGUCAAAAUGGAAAAUUUCUUCUUAUACAGAUUCGGAAUCAUUAUUAGCAUCAAAUAUUGAUUUUGAAGAAAUAACAAGAUUGAGUUUGUCAAUGAGCAAACUUCAAAAGAAUGUUCUUGCUCCAUCCAUACCACCGAUCCUGUUCCACAGACGAAAGAUAAGAACUAAUCUACAGUUAGUUGCCCUCAUACUCAAUGUACCUAUCGGUCAAAUAAAAGAACAAGUUCAAAUCAAUUACCAAUUCUCUAUUUCAAAGAAUUAUGUUGCUCAUGUAAUGAAUUAUGUUGCUGAUCCAUUUCCUGUUUGGAAAUGA